AUGUCGCAAACAACACGGCCAAAGGUCAUCUUCUUUGAUCUUGACGGCACCCUCUUUGAUGAUUACCACUCCCUUCAAUGUGCAAUUGCGGAGGCUCGCCACACCGUCAGGAUUCCCGAUACGAUGUCUGAUGGAGAACUCGCGGCGACCUACCUCAAAGCCCGCGACACGACCUACAGUGUAUUACGCAACGCCGAGCUCAGGGAAGGAGAAUUGCGACUGAAUAGAAUCUAUAAAUUCUUUUCGUUGAUUGGUCUCAAGGACUAUACCGACGACGAACUUCAAGCAUUCGAUGCUACCUACAAAGAAGCGUAUCGAAGCUCGAACAGAGCUACUACAGGAACGAUAGAGACUUUGACAAAGCUCAAGGAGAUGGGAUACAAUAUCGGUAUCAUCACCAAUGCAUCGGCAGUUUCUCAACAAGACAAGAUCGACCGGAUUGGAAUCGCGCACUUGAUUGACGGCCUUUUCGCCUCUUACGAACUUGGUUGGGCAAAGCCGGAUCCUCAAAUCUAUCACUACGCGCUGCACGAGUUCAACAUCACACCUGAAAUGUUGGAAGGGGAGGGCAAGACGUACAUGGUCGGCGAUGAUUUUAGGUGCGAUGUCAGGGGCGCUUGGGAUGCUGGACUGGAUCCUAUAGUGUAUGCACCUCCGUGUGCAGAGCCAGUACCUGGCCCGCCGUGGACGUCUUUGCCUGUUAUUUACGAAGACAUGACUCAGCUGUUGGGUAUCAUCGCAGACGAGGAGGCAUUAGAAAGGGCUCGGGAUGGAGAUGAAGGCGAAGACGAAGACGAAGGCAAAGACGAAGGCAAAGGUUGGGGCUGGGGCUUUCGUUGUUCGAUUCUGUAA
This is a messenger RNA of Fusarium pseudograminearum CS3096, 852 nucleotides long. RefSeq lists its product as uncharacterized. NCBI's taxonomy places the organism in Eukaryota, Fungi, Ascomycota, Sordariomycetes, Hypocreales, Nectriaceae. Bases 1 to 852 code for a protein of 283 amino acids. The record is from RefSeq and is a predicted model, not a curated record. The transcript has a single exon.